CAGUACUUCCUCCAUCAUAGCCUUUACUAUAUUGUAAUUGAGUUACUUGUUUGUAUCUCCUACUGAACUGUAAAUCUCUUGAUUCAAAUAAACAAAUGUGUCAAUUGCUUGAGUACUUUUUUCACAUAGUUCACAAUUUUUCAUUUUUCCAAACCAAAACAUGGAAGAACUGAGAAGUAAGUUAUUAAGGCUCAGUAACCUAGAGGUCAUAUUAUGCAAGGGGCAUGCUGUGGCCAUCAACAACAGGUUCCACUGGUUUAUGAGGCCUUGUCUGAGGCUUCCAGAGGGUUCAGGAUGGUCUGGUAUCACUCUGGCCUAGCUCCAUUUGGAAGGUCUAGUCUCUACCCAAACCCCAGAAUGACACCAUAAUGCAGCCCUCUCUGACAUAAGCUUGUAACUCUGCUUGCCACAUAAUCAGUAUCCUGAUGUCUCCUAGCAGUGGCCCAUGGAAAUAACACUGUCUUCAAUGUAAAAAUAUGCCUAUUACAGUCACUGCCUCUACCACCACCACCAGCAGAGCCUGAGCUGAGGAAACCACGGUUCUCACUACCCAGAGCAUCCCUUUCCAAUAAUCUGUGAAAACAUGGUGGAUUACUAUGAAGUUCUAGGAGUGCAGAGAUAUGCUUCACCUGAGGACAUUAAAAAGGCUUAUCGUAAAGUGGCACUUAAAUGGCACCCUGAUAAAAAUCCAGAAAAUAAAGAAGAAGCUGAGAGAAAAUUCAAAGAAGUAGCUGAGGCAUAUGAGGUAUUAUCAAAUGAUAAAAAACGGGACACUUACGAUAAAUAUGGCAAAGAAGGAUUAAACGGCGGAGUCGAAAGUCAUUUUGAUGCUUCUUUUGAGUAUGGCUUCACAUUCCGUAAGCCAGAUGAUGUCUUUAAAGAAAUUUUUGGUGAAAGGGACCCAUUUUCAUUUCAUUUCUUUGAAGACUCACUUGAGGACCUUUUAAACAGUCCCAGAAGCUCCUACGGAAGCAGAAACAGAGGUGCAAGAUCCUUUUUCUCUACCUCCAGUGAAUAUCCAAUUUUUGAGACAUUUUCUUCAUGUGAUACAGGAUAUAUACCAUAUGGUUUACUGGGUCAUGAGGGCCUUAAUUCAUUCUCUUCCCUGGCAUUUGAUGAUAGUGGGAUGGGCAACUAUGUAUCUGUAACAACUUUAGGUAAAAUUGUUAACGGCAGAAAUACCAAUACAAAAAGAAUUAUUGAGAACGAUCAAGAAAGAGAAGUUGAAGACGAUGGUGAGUUGAAGUCUUUCCUUAUAAAUGGUGUGGCAGAUGAAGAGGGCUUUGCAGAAGAAUGCAGCUGGAGAAGACAGUCAUUCAACAAUUAUUCACCAAAGUCCUACAGCCCCAAACAUGUAUGUCAAUAUACUUUUGUGGACAAUGAUGAGCAAGGAAUACCUUGGGUCACAAGCAACUGGGAUCCCUCUAUGUUCUCAGCAGGAUUCAAAGAAGGUAGUAAAAGGAAAAAAAAGAAGCAUAAAGAGGUGCAGAAGAAGAAGUCAACCAAAAGGAAUCAUUAAAUUGACUCUUCAGACACAUUAUGUUAAUAUAACAUUUGAACA
Messenger RNA from Ceratotherium simum simum (southern white rhinoceros), 1561 nucleotides. It is a transcript of the gene DNAJB7, whose product is annotated as DnaJ heat shock protein family (Hsp40) member B7. Gene Ontology annotation, molecular function: Hsp70 protein binding. NCBI's taxonomy places the organism in Eukaryota, Metazoa, Chordata, Mammalia, Perissodactyla, Rhinocerotidae. The record is from RefSeq and is a predicted model, not a curated record.